Alternaria infectoria is the source of this 3561-nucleotide messenger RNA. RefSeq lists its product as uncharacterized. The transcript has 5 exons. The coding region runs from base 1 to 3561 and encodes 1186 amino acids. Gene Ontology annotation, molecular function: nucleic acid binding; protein binding. NCBI's taxonomy places the organism in Eukaryota, Fungi, Ascomycota, Dothideomycetes, Pleosporales, Pleosporaceae. The record is from RefSeq and is a predicted model, not a curated record.
AUGGUCCGUAACAAGAACGGCAAAGGCAGAGGCUAUGACAACCCCAAAGCUGAGCACAAUGCGAUCAGUGCCAAAGAGAAACGGCACAUCGAGAACAACACCGCGAACUUCGUUAUCCAUCCAUCCAUGAAGGACGACUACUGGGCUUCGCUCGACCGUCUCAAGAGACCAGCUGCUAAUGAAUUCUACGAAGACCUGAUACUCUACGGCGACUAUCCCGGUGGCCCCAAAGAUCCUAACAAAGCGGAAGCUCCUUGGCCGAGCAAGCCAGCUGCUACGAUAGAAGACCCCGAUACGAACCACACUAGUCAUGAUACUCAGGCGCAAGGUAUUGGAGCUAAGAUAGUUUCAUUCGGUCAUGUAUCCAGCACCUCUGUGGACGGCGAGAGCAACACCUCUGAAGUCGAAGCAUCCAACGAAGACACCGUAUUGGAGAGCGCGAACGAAGCAAAUGUCGCCAACACAGUCAGCAUCAAUCGGCCAUCGCGAGAGACUAGCAAGAUUCUGUCCAUCCCGCGUGCCAGUCUUCAAGACGCCCCUGCAAUCAACUUUCACGAAACCUCGACCCCCAACUCAGCUCCAUCACCUUCCGCUUCAAGGGGUGGAAGGAUAGUUCCAGUGAAUCCUGAGCUAUCUAAGACUCUGUCCAAUCUGAAAGGUGCCUCGAAAUAUCCUCUUAGAACAUCGCUUCGUACCAAACCAGAACGAGGCGAAGUGAUCACGAACUCGUUCCAGAUGAGGAUCAAUGAGAAAGCAGUCUUCGCCGAGUAUCGCAUUCUUGGCAUACCAGCAUCUGAAUCACGGGCUGGGAAGAAACGUUACAUGGAGACCGCCAUCCAAAACGUACCCUUCCUAAACAACAAUCGUGGGAACUUUGCAACUGACAACGCCGACACCAUCAUUUCUUGGGUGAAUCUACAUCAGUAUGCGGGCGCUCAGAUUAUGAUUGGUCAUCCAACUACUAGUGUUGGAGCCAUAUACCGACUGGUGGAUAUCGAUGAUCGAAACACUACUGCGCAGCUCAGCUUAGAGUACAAGAGACGGAUUGAUUUUGCCGACUUACGGUCCUACGCAAACACGUCGCACGCUGAUCCGUCCAACUACGAUCCAAGCGCAGAAGAGUAUGCGCUCAAUACCAUCAUGUCCAGAUGCAUUGUGCACGACAAUACUACUUUGCAUCUGAACAACCACAAGUUCUACGUCCGCAAUGCCUUCCGAGAUCUAGUAACAUCUGGACAGGGAGCUAUUGCGCCUCUUAGAUCCUUACGUGGCUAUUCCUACAGGGUACACGCGACUAUGGGUAACAUUCUUCUCAACAUUAGUCCAGUCAACAGCGCGUUUUGGAGACCUUUGAUGGUCAGUGAAGUUUUGCAACAUGGCCGCGGAACUUUCGGCGGAGAUAUCGAGGAAGCGAAGCGAGCACUCAAGAACGUCAGGGUCUAUGUCGUCUACCAUCGCGACAGCAAGGACAAUAGAUGCAAGCACCCGAGAUGUGGAAACCGCGCCAAUUGCACAGCAAAUAACAGGGCCAACUUACCCAGCCUCGACGAUCAGCAUGCGAGACUAAAGACAAUCUGUGGCUUUGGGCUGGCAUGCAACCAGGAAACCUUCAGGUGGGAACACAAAGACGCGCAAGGAAAUGCCAUCGCAGCGCAUAGCAUCAAUGUUACUGUCGAAAGGUACCAGUACGAACAAUACGGACGGACGCUGCGACAUCCUGGCUCGCCUGCGGUGAACGUUGGCACCAAUCUGGCACCUACGUGGUUUGCCCCAGAGGAUCUUCGCAUCGUUCCAGAUCAGAUUUAUGCAAAGAUCAUACCUGAUGCAGUAGCAACCGAUUUCCACAACGACGCCUGCAGGCCGCCUGCAGUUAUCCGAUCACGCGUUGAACGAGAAGCACUCUCUCGCAUUCCAAUUACUCAAGUUGAAGGCCUCGCCCACUGUCCACACAUACGCAUGAGCCCUCACAUGAUCCAGAUACCCUCCGUUCGCCUGCCUUACCCGGCGAUAAUGUAUCAAGGCAACGCUACCAACAAAGUCGUGGAUCAGCGCUCUGGCAGAUGGAACCUCCAAAACGCUAAGUUCCUACAACGCAAAGCUGGCAACGUUUCUUGGAAGCUUAUCGCGGGACCAAACGUUGACCCUAGAGGUGACUCAGUGAGGCGCGUGGAAACGCAUUUCAACGCAGCACUGAGACAAUAUGGGGUGGCGCUGAACAGUCGAAUGGAAGGUCAGCCGCUGAAUUUGUCGAAUGCUACAGAGGAUGAUCUGUCCGGCACCCUUCGUGUCUACCUCCAAAGCCGACAGGAUCAACGACAGCCAGUACCAGACCUCUUUGUCUUGCUACUGAGCCAAAAAGACCAAAACAUUUAUUCCAACUUCAAGUACCUGGCCGACAAAGUCUACGUGCUUCAAUCAAUUUGCAUGAUCGAGGCCAACACGAAGGGCAACGGCAUCGCACAGUAUAUGGCCAACAUAGCCAUGAAAGCAAACCUCAAGAUGGCAGGCAUCAAUCAUUCCACACCGGGCCUAGACAAGGAUCUCAGUAACACCUUGGUUCUAGGUGCCGACUGCACACAUCCAGGUAGCGGAGCGCUAGCGGGCAGCCCUUCCGUUGCUGCUGUUGUCGGAUCAUUGGAGGCAAAUGGGGGCAGGUUUCGUGGAAAACUCAAGCUACAACGACCCAAAGAAGAGAUUAUCCAUGACAUGGGAGAUUUCCUCGUCGACCACUUCACCGCUUGGUACAACUUUCAUGGGAAGUUUCCUGAGAACGUACUCUACUAUCGUGACGGUGUCAGUACCUCACAAUACGAUGACGUCGUUGACGUGGAGCUCGCAGGUAUCGAAGAAGCUUUCGAAGAUUUGAUCGAAGCCCAGAAAGGCGUGGGCGUCAAGCCGUUGAAGAUCACGGCAGUCAUCGUUACCAAGCGGCACAGUACCCGUUUCUUUCCUCGCCAAAAGAACGAUGAGAUGACAAACGGCAACUGCAAGCCCGGACUCCUCGUGGAUCGCUCCAUAACGUCACCGUACUACACCGACUUCUACCUUCAAUCACACAACGCCAUCAAGGGGACCGCGCGUUCUGCUCACUAUAUGGUGAUUAGGAACGAUAUGGGAAUGUCAACCGACCAGCUGGAAGAUCUGACGCACAAACUGAAUUACACCUACGUUCGAGCUACACUAGGUGUAUCCUACGCGGCACCCGCCUACUAUGCUGACCGCCUUUGUGAGCGAGCGCGCUGUUACCUACGCAAAUAUUAUGUCCCCAACAACAACGCGCGCUUCGACACCCGAAAUCAGCUCCGUAACGUGGAAACCGCCGUCAAUCAGAAUCGCAACGCUACCAACGCGAACGUGCCACCACGCCCCAGAGGUCACAAGAAGACGGAUGCAGAGAUCCAGGCGGAGAAGGCUGAUGCAAAAGACGUCGCCGACAGGAUGUACAAUUGGCUCAACCCAAUCGCCGAGAACAGGUUGGACGCUGAGCGAGAUGAUGUUGCGAAGAAUCCUGCAGGAGAUGAGAGACAGAGGCAUAUGCUGGAAACCAUGUAUUGGAUGUAG